This is a messenger RNA of Protopolystoma xenopodis, 780 nucleotides long. The record is from the annotation of a GenBank genome assembly. NCBI's taxonomy places the organism in Eukaryota, Metazoa, Platyhelminthes, Monogenea, Polystomatidea, Polystomatidae.
AUGUUGUUAGGCGGUGCUCAGACCUCGGCAGACGUAACAGCCGCCAAGUCCUGCCUCACUCCGAGCGCCGGGUUUCCGCGGGCGGGCAGCCUGGCGACCGGACUCGAACUCGGGCUAGGAAGGCCGGGAGCAACGACGGCGACGGCGACGGCGACGGCGACGACGAUGGGGAGCAGAAAGGCCGGUUUCGCCAAGCACCUGAUGGCCAGUCUGGUGGCGGCGCAUCGGAUGCCCAUGUCGCCCGACUACCGCCGCAUCCUCGGUCUGUCCAUCCUGUUGCCAAGUCUGGCCACAUGCCUCUUCUUGUUGGCCACUUCAAUGCCGUGUUGGGAGCGUGUCGAGUUCCCAUUUGACGAGUUUCAACUGGUCAUGCAAGCCGGCCGUCCCGACGCCGUCGCGUCGGACCGUCGCAAGGAGGGCUUGCAGAAUCGCCGGCUCCACCUCGGACUGGCCCACUUCGCGAUUCGAGCCCUGCUUCUGCCCAACCGAUCCGUCGAGCCUGUCGUGGGCCCGAAGGCCCGACAUCUGCAGCCAAUGCCAGUUGGUAUGGUGAUCUCGAGGCGGCGGAGUCGUCAGGGCGUCGACGAGCAGGUCUCGGCCAACCCGUCCGGUUUGCGUGUGCCCUUUCUUGAGACAGCCGAGUCUAACCAGAGGCCGAGACACGAGGGGACUGUGACCCGCCAAUCCGGAGAGCAGACAUGGUGUCUGCUGAACACGUGGUCAGGAAUUUGGUCGUCAUGCGAUUUCCUCGAGGGUGAGUCGACUCUGGUUGCCGAGUGA